Molecule: messenger RNA, 779 nt
Organism: Ichthyophthirius multifiliis
Lineage: Eukaryota; Ciliophora; Oligohymenophorea; Hymenostomatida
Exons: 3
Source: RefSeq, a predicted model, not a curated record
GUAUAGUCGCAUAAUUAGAUGAUAAAAAAUUGUUCAUUAAUAAAAAUGCAUUUUUUAGGUUAAAAAAAAUAAUUUUGGCAUAACUACCAUCAUAUUAAGUUAAAAAUAUUUUAUUUUAUUUUAGAAAUAAUAAAUAAAUAAAAAGGGAAUAGUAUUAACAAUAUAUUUUCCUUUUAUGAUAUUCUACAUAUACAAAUAUAUAAAAUAGAAAAGAUUAAUAAUUAAAAUUGGUUAAGGAACUGCAGACUUUGAAGAAAUAUAUAUUUAUAAUGUAUAAUCUUAAGAAGAAAAAUAAAUAAGUAAUGCCUUGCUUACUAAUAUAUUUAUUUAUUUAACUUAAUUAUUGGCUUUAUUUUUGACUAUAUAUUUCUGUAUUUUAGGAAAAGCAGAGAUUUAUUAUUUAAUGACUUAAUAUGAAAAUACACCGGAAUAAUCAGAUAGGUAUGUUUUAUUAUUUAAAUAUAUAUAUUCUAUUCAAAAUUAUUAGAGAUUAAAUGAAUGAAAUAAAUAAUAAAUUACCUUAAUUAAAUAGUAUUAUUGCUCUUAAUUCAUUAUGUAUAAUUUAAAUUAUUAUUUCUACUUUAGAUAAUUUUAUAUCCGUUAUUAUUUAAGCAAAAGAAAAUUAAAAUAAAAAGGAUAUUAAAUGUGUUAAUUGAUUUAAUAUAUAAAAUUUAACAAAAAAAUCAGUUAAAAAUAUAUCCAUCAUAAAAACAUUAUUUUAUUUAUAUAAGUUUUGUUUUAAAAAUUAUAUUACGUAAAACUUAUUUGAAUUUAUAAAA